AUGUCUGUGGCACAAAAGAUAGUAGAGACUUUGAAAGUAAGGGAUGAAGUAAGAUCUACGGAAAUUGAUGCACCAUAUUCGGAGACACACGGUGCAUUGAUAAGCCUUGAGAGCAAGGGAAUAUGUAAUGUGAGAAAGGAAGAGUCAUAUGAGGAAAUUCUAACUCCCGAGGGAGAGGAGAUUGAAAAAAACGGUAGCCAGGAGUAUCUGUUGUUUAAGUCCAUAGGAAAGGAUGGGAUGAGCAUUGAUGAGCUGGGAAAGUAUGAGCUGGGAAAGAUGAAUGCAUUUAAGAACAAAUGGAUAAAAAAGAGGGGUGACAAAGUUUUCAGAAACAUAGAGGAAGUCGAAGACAUGAUCCGAAAUAUGGUUAUCAGUAUGAAAAGAGGAGAUGCAACUGAAGAGGAGAUAGAGAUACUGAGAAAAAGAAAACUAGUGAUUAGGAAGAAAAAUGUCGUAUUUGUCGCAACCAAGGGGCCUAUGUUCUUUGACAGUGCCUCCUAUGCUACUGAGCUGACAUCUGAAAUGAUUCUUGAUGGGACUUACAAAGGUCUGACCUUCAAGCACUACAACUUCAACACAAAAGGGAAUACUCCCCAAGGUGGAUCGAUACACCCUCUUAUGAAAAUAAGAGAGGAUUUUAAAAGGAUAUUCAUUGAGCUAGGUUUCAGCGAGAUGUCGACGAACCAGUAUGUAGAAUCGUCUUUUUGGAACUUCGAUGCAUUGUUUCAACCUCAAAACCAUCCAUCUAGAGAUGCGCACGAUACAUUCUUUCUUUUGAAUCCAGAGCUUAGCUCAGACUUCCCGAAAGAUUAUCUUAACAAAGUUAGCGAAACCCAUUGCGGGGGAAAGUAUGGGUCUUUAGGAUACAUGAACAGCUGGGAUGUUAGGGAGGCACAGAAAAACAUACUAAGGACGCACACGACGUCUGUAAGCACCCGAAAUCUAUACAAACUUGCAAGCGAGGGGUUUAGGCCGGUGAAGCUCUUCUCGAUUGAUAAGGUUUUCAGAAAUGAGAGUAUUGAUGCAACUCAUCUGGCUGAAUUCCAUCAAGUGGAAGGAUUGAUAGCUGGAAAGGGUCUAAACAUAACGCACCUCAUGGGAAUCCUUCAAGAGUUUUUCAAUAGGUUAGGGAUGCGUGAUAUCAGAUUUAAGCCAGCAUAUAAUCCAUAUACAGAGCCCUCGAUGGAAGUGUUUGGGUACCACAAGGGAAUGAAUCGGUGGAUGGAAGUUGGAAAUUCAGGGGUAUUCCGACCAGAAAUGCUGGGUCCUAUGGGAUUUGAUUCUGAUGUAAGUGUUAUUGCUUGGGGGUUAUCUUUGGAAAGGCCUGCCAUGAUAAAGUAUGGCUUGAAAAACAUUCGGGAACUUGUUGGGCACAAGGUUGACAUUGAAUUUUCGAGAAAAAGUGAAAUAUGUUUCUUUGAUUAA
This is a messenger RNA of Encephalitozoon hellem ATCC 50504, 1425 nucleotides long. RefSeq names its product phenylalanyl-tRNA synthetase subunit alpha. Bases 1 to 1425 code for a protein of 474 amino acids. Gene Ontology annotation, biological process: phenylalanyl-tRNA aminoacylation. The transcript has a single exon. NCBI's taxonomy places the organism in Eukaryota, Fungi, Microsporidia, Unikaryonidae. Gene Ontology annotation, molecular function: tRNA binding; phenylalanine-tRNA ligase activity; ATP binding. Gene Ontology annotation, cellular component: cytoplasm; cytosol; phenylalanine-tRNA ligase complex. The record is from RefSeq and is a predicted model, not a curated record.